AUGCAGGCUGCCCUUGAGCUUGCAAGAAGCGUUUGGGAACGUUUCUGCCCUCGCUGGGGGCUCCACGCAGGGCACUGCGGGGCUGCUGCGUGGCUCCUCAGGGUUAUCCCUAAACUCUGGGUUUUCUGGCCGCCCCUCGUCCCCUUUUUCGCGUGGCUAAUGCUCAGAACAAAAUGUAGAGAAACUAUAAUAUCUAAUUUCUGGUUUUUUUUUUUCAUAGAUAUUGGUAUUAACCUGACAGAUCCUAUGUUCAGAGGAAUCUACAGAGGAACACAAAAACAUCAAGAUGACUUUUUGGAUGUAGUAGAGAGAGCCAUCAAAGUUGGUGUUAAAAAGUUUUUGAUUACAGGUGGGAGUCUACAGGACAGUAAAGAUGCAUUGGAGCUGGCACAAACAAACGACAUGUUUUACAGUACAGUUGGCUGUCAUCCUACGUGCUGUGGAGAAUUUGAGCAGAGUAGCCCUGAACAGUAUUUAUCUGAAUUAAAAAAUCUGAUUGAAAAAAAUAAGACAAAGGUAAUAGCAGUUGGAGAAUGUGGCUUAGAUUUUGACAGAUUAGAAUUUUGCCCAAAGGACAUCCAACUCAA
Molecule: messenger RNA, 587 nt
Organism: Pelecanus crispus (Dalmatian pelican)
Lineage: Eukaryota; Metazoa; Chordata; Aves; Pelecaniformes; Pelecanidae
Source: RefSeq, a predicted model, not a curated record